This is a messenger RNA of Drosophila pseudoobscura, 2653 nucleotides long. It is a transcript of the gene UbcE2H, whose product is annotated as ubiquitin conjugating enzyme E2H. Gene Ontology annotation, biological process: ubiquitin-dependent protein catabolic process; protein polyubiquitination. Gene Ontology annotation, molecular function: ubiquitin conjugating enzyme activity. The record is from RefSeq and is a predicted model, not a curated record. Lineage: Eukaryota; Metazoa; Arthropoda; Insecta; Diptera; Drosophilidae. The transcript has 2 exons. The coding region runs from base 651 to 1202 and encodes 183 amino acids. Gene Ontology annotation, cellular component: nucleus.
UACGAGUACAAUAUCAAUGUAUCGAUACAGGGCAGCCGCCCCCAAAUAGGUAUGGCACCGAUAGCGACGCAGUACAUUUUUAAAUGUUGAGCAAUAAAAAAUAACAAAGACCCCAGCAAUCGUCGUGACUGCGCGGACAAAGGGGAAAGACGUGGAAAAAUGCAGAGAUCGCGGCCAGUGCAUUUAACAAUGUGGAGAAGUAUCGAUGCGUAAAAAACCAAAUGCGGCAGCCCCAGCCAUCAAGACCCACGCCAACACCUCAAUAGAAAAAGUAGCAGCAACAGCCAACAAAAAUAUAUAACAGAGAAAUCAAAAUAAAAGGCAGCAGCCCCUUUGCGACGUUUCUGAUUGCGCUGGAUUGUGUGUGUGAGAGUUGACGUAUGCGGAUGAAGGAGCCGUGCAACAGGAAACGGAAAGAAGGAGAAUAACACCACAAACGGGAACCGGAACAGCAAUAAAAACAUUUACAAUAUACAACAAAUACAAAGAUAGAAAGAAACAAAGAAACAAAUACACAAACACCGCCUUAGCCUUAGUAAAAUACAACGACAAGAAGAGGACAAGAGAUCGAGAUCGACCUCAGCAAAAGCACUAUCUUAACCUUAUCAAAUCCAAAAUUCAAAAGUCAAUCAAAAGCUAAAGCUACAAAUAUGUCGUCACCCAGUGCUGGAAAGCGUCGCAUGGACAAUGACGUGAUCAAACUGAUUGAAUCAAAACACGAGGUCACCAUUCUCGGGGGCCUCAACGAGUUCCAUGUGAAAUUCUUUGGCCCGUCGGAAACACCCUACGAGGGCGGUGUGUGGAAGGUUCGCGUCUAUCUGCCGGAUAACUAUCCCUUCAAGUCGCCGAGCAUUGGGUUCGUGAACAAGAUCUACCAUCCGAACAUUGACGAGUCGUCUGGCACGGUCUGUCUAGAUGUGAUCAAUCAGGCCUGGACGGCCCUGUACGACCUAUCGAACAUAUUCGAGUCGUUUUUGCCGCAGCUGCUCACAUAUCCGAAUCCGGUGGAUCCGCUCAAUCGGGAUGCCGCCGCCCUGUACCUGCACGAGCCGGAAGAGUACCAUCGCAAGGUGGCCGACUAUGUGCAACGCUAUGCCACCGAGGAUGCGCUGCGGGCGGCGCAACAGGAGCGAGAGAGCAGCGAUAGCGAGUCGAGCAUGUCCGACUACAGUGAGGAUGAGGCCCGGGACAUGGAGUUAUAAUAUCGGUUUAACUCUAAUCAAAUACCAUUAACAUUAACGACAAAUGCCUAAUACUAAUGCUUUAGCGCAGCUCUUCUCUCUCUCUCUCUCUCUCGCUCUGCAUCUCUCCCUUUUUGAGUAUGACGAUGACGAUCUUUCAAACCAGCAAAUCAACAGCAAACGGCAACAAAAUUAUAAAUAUAUACAUAUAUAUAUAUAUAUAUAUAUAUAUAUAGGAAUGAUAAUUGAAUUUUAAGAUAGAGAGUGAGGCGACAAUGCACAUGCAUACCAUAUGUAUGUAUAUAUAUAUAUAUACAUAUAUAUACAACAUAUAUAAAUAUAUAUAUAUAUAUAUACAUAAAUUUAUAUUUAUUAAUGUAAGCGCAAACAAAACAAGAUUUGAAAACUCUUAGUUAAGCCAUUUAGUAGCUGAUAAAAAACAAAAAACAAAACGAUGACAAAGAAACGUCUAAGAUCUGACCAGGGAGUAAAGGAUCUCGUAUCGAAACAGAAACGGAAACGGAAAGGAUCAGUUACGAAAAGAACAUAACGGAGCGGAGUAUCAAUAUUAAAUGGAAUGAAAUGGUUCUAAUAAGUAAAGUACACACGCAAUACAAUGUCGGGGAGUAAGGCCGAGUCGGGGCCAGACAGACACAAAGGCAACAACAACAAAAAUAGUGGAUCAAAAUAAAAUAACUGAAAUCGGAACAAAUCGGAUAAUGAUGAAACAAAAAUUGCUUUUGGCCUUGGUCUGGCACUAAACAGACGAUGACGAUAACCAUAACCAUAAACGAUAAACGAUAAAGGAGAACGGAUAACGGAUAACGAGGACGAGGCCCGAUCUUUCAAAAUAUAGCAAUUAAGCAGUGCAAGAAGUGCAAACGUAUCGAGAUGAAAUACAGUUACCACCAUCCACAGCAAGUUCUGUAUCAUUAUCCCACAUCGCAUCCCCCAAAGGCCCCACAAAACCCAGAUAGUAUAUUUUAACGUAACCCCCGUAAAAGGAUUGCUUCUGAGUACGAGUAGAUCAACGAAGUGUGCGAGUAUUUUAAAAUUUAUGUUAACUUGCUUGUGUUUUGGUUUGCCUUAUUGGCGCCAUCAUCUUAUAGGACUUUCCAAUUCAACACAAUUCGCAAUAUAGUUAUACAAAACGUAUAGACGUACUCGUAUGUAGAAAGCAAAUGAAACUUUAAUGUUGAAAAGUGAAAAUUGAAAGUUGAGAGCCCAAAACGCAGAAUCCAAUCUGACUUAGCAGCCUUGGCCCUGCCCGAAAAGUAAAUGAUCGUAAGCGUACAUAGAACUAGUAGACAACCAAGACAAAUCCUAAAAGAAUUGAAGCAUUAUGAGAUACAAAUAAACGUUGCAGUUCUUUUCUUGUUAAUUAAUAUUAUCAUACGGUUAUUAUGUAAUGUUUUAAAAUAGGAUUCUAAUUGAGCGUGUAAUUAAAUGCAAUAACUUUUAUGCCUAACUUA